AUGAAAGUGAAUGAUGUAAAAGGUAAAGAUGAUCAGAAGAAGAAAUCUUAUGCCAAGGCUGUUAUGGGUGAAGAGACGAGUAAAAACAUAUCGGAUCCUCAGUUACGCAAAGUGAUGAUGGGAGACAGAGAACUCACUGGCAUGACAGAUGCUCAAUCUACAAUCCUUUGUGAGGUAAGAGAAGCAUCUUUUAUUCCAAACCUGGUUAAUAUGCGUAGUGAGGAGGGUUUUCCUAAUGUGAGAAUCCGGUAUGUUGGUGGUUUGUGGGUGUGGGUAUCGUUUGAAUCGAGUAAAGCUUGCAAAACUUUCUAUAUGAACACGGAUUAUGAUAAUCAAGAUGAAGAAAGGAGUAUAGAUGAGAAUGUAAAUGGAAAUUGUGAAAAAGAGCAAUUUGUAUCAGGUGAAAAGGUUGGUUUGUUUAAUGAAAAAGAGUUAAACGAACAGGAAAAUUAUCCUAUUAACAAAAGUAAUACAGGGGGUGUUAAUAUCUGUCAAGAGCAAGUAGAUUCAAUCCAUUUUGAACCGAUUAUUGCUAAUGCAAAUGAAAAAAUGACUCCAGGGGCUAAAGUGCAUACCGAGAGCAACGAUGAAAGGAGUGAAACAGGUGGUUCAAAACCUCCGGGUUUUGGUGGCCAGAGAUUUCAGGAACAAAAAACUAUGGAUUGUCGGGGUUCCUUUCUAUAUUCAGGUAAUGAAAUUAAGCGUUCACUGAGCACAGGGUCGGUGAAAAUUUUGGAAAAAAAGAUUCCGAUAGCUGGAGUUAGUUCCUGUGAUGAAGUAAGUCGGUUUAUUGAGCUGGGAAAAUUGUGGGGGUAUGAUGUGGAAAACGCAAAGGCUGAUUUGAAAAAAAGAUUAGUCGGUAUGGGAGUGAUCCAGUCCUUAUGA
This is a messenger RNA of Lactuca virosa, 885 nucleotides long. Lineage: Eukaryota; Viridiplantae; Streptophyta; Magnoliopsida; Asterales; Asteraceae. The record is from the annotation of a GenBank genome assembly.